Homo sapiens (human) is the source of this 2161-nucleotide messenger RNA. It is a transcript of the gene INPP1, whose product is annotated as inositol polyphosphate-1-phosphatase. Lineage: Eukaryota; Metazoa; Chordata; Mammalia; Primates; Hominidae. The coding region runs from base 699 to 1898 and encodes 399 amino acids. Gene Ontology annotation, biological process: phosphatidylinositol dephosphorylation. Gene Ontology annotation, molecular function: inositol-1,4-bisphosphate 1-phosphatase activity. The transcript has 7 exons. The record is from RefSeq and is a predicted model, not a curated record.
ACUUGUGACGUCGCGGACGCCCGGCUCGGGCAGGCGUGGGGGGCCCGCGCGUCCCGGGAGCCCCGAGGCGGCAGCGCGCGUUUCCACGCCGCGGUCCCGCGGGAAAGCCGGGGGCGGCGGCCUGGCUGAGGCCAAGCUCGGAUCCGGUGCCGAGCCAAGCGGGGCCGUGCGUCGCCGGGGCUUCGCCUUCGCUCGCGUGACCUCCGCCGUCCUCCCCAACCCUCGUCCUCUGGCCGCGCCUGCGGCCGCACGCCCAGCGCCCCUCGCCUAACCUCGCGCCCGGGCCGCGCCUCCUCCUCCUCCUGCUCCCCGCCGCUUCCGUUUCUCGAGGGAAAGGCUGCUGCCUCCUGCUCUGUCCUCAUCCCCGGCUUAGGUAACACGUUUUCCUCCUUACGACACCCACCACAGGGUCCCCGCGCCGCUGCCCCUCCUCCUUGGAUCUGGGGCCCGGGCUGGUGAGCGGCGCGCGCCGUCGCCUCUCCGCGGGUAGUCCUUCAGAGCUUACAUCAUGUGGCCGAGUUUAUAUACCUGAUUGGCAAAACAGAGCCUAAGAACCAGCUCUCCUGUAUCCCAAGCAAGGCUCUUUCUACCGCACACCCUGCAGGCCCAUCCAGGCCCAUCCAGACAAUAAACACUGACGGCCCAGAGGGUGGGUGCCAAUUCCACCAGCAGCUGCAACUGAAAAGCAAGGUUCAGAAAUGUCAGAUAUCCUCCGGGAGCUGCUCUGUGUCUCUGAGAAGGCUGCUAACAUUGCCCGGGCGUGCAGACAGCAGGAAGCCCUCUUCCAGCUGCUGAUCGAAGAAAAGAAAGAGGGAGAAAAGAACAAGAAGUUUGCAGUUGACUUCAAGACGCUGGCUGAUGUACUGGUACAGGAAGUUAUAAAACAGAAUAUGGAGAACAAGUUUCCAGGCUUGGAAAAAAAUAUUUUUGGAGAAGAAUCCAAUGAGUUUACUAAUGACUGGGGGGAAAAGAUUACCUUGAGGUUGUGUUCAACAGAGGAGGAAACAGCAGAGCUUCUUAGCAAAGUCCUCAAUGGUAACAAGGUGGCAUCUGAAGCAUUAGCCAGGGUUGUUCAUCAGGAUGUUGCCUUUACUGACCCAACUCUGGAUUCCACAGAGAUCAAUGUUCCACAGGACAUUUUGGGAAUUUGGGUGGACCCCAUAGAUUCAACUUAUCAGUAUAUAAAAGGUUCUGCUGACAUUAAAUCCAACCAGGGAAUCUUCCCCUGUGGACUUCAGUGUGUCACCAUUUUAAUUGGUGUCUAUGACAUACAGACAGGGGUUCCCCUGAUGGGAGUCAUCAAUCAACCUUUUGUGUCACGAGAUCCAAACACCCUCAGGUGGAAAGGACAGUGCUAUUGGGGCCUUUCUUACAUGGGGACCAACAUGCAUUCACUACAGCUCACCAUCUCUAGAAGAAACGGCAGUGAAACACACACUGGAAACACCGGCUCUGAGGCAGCAUUCUCCCCCAGUUUUUCAGCCGUAAUUAGUACAAGUGAAAAGGAGACUAUCAAAGCUGCAUUGUCACGUGUGUGUGGAGAUCGCAUAUUUGGGGCAGCUGGGGCUGGUUAUAAGAGCCUAUGUGUUGUCCAAGGCCUCGUUGACAUUUACAUCUUUUCAGAAGAUACCACAUUCAAAUGGGACUCUUGUGCUGCUCAUGCCAUACUGAGGGCCAUGGGUGGGGGAAUAGUAGACUUGAAAGAAUGCUUAGAAAGAAAUCCAGAAACAGGGCUUGAUUUGCCACAGUUGGUGUACCACGUGGAAAAUGAGGGUGCUGCUGGGGUGGAUCGGUGGGCCAACAAGGGAGGACUCAUUGCAUACAGAUCCAGGAAGCGGCUGGAGACAUUCCUGAGCCUCCUGGUCCAAAACCUGGCACCUGCAGAGACGCAUACCUAGAGGAACUCUAACCCCGGUGUACCUGUAUAAACUGAACUGUGAAACUGUUUCGGUUAUCUCUGUCUUUUGAGGAUGGCUUUGUCCUGUUGCUGGUUAACAUUCACCUUCCUCUUUUGAGGAGUAUUUUUCCAUUAUGUAUUCAUAAUAAUGUUAAUUUCAAUAAAUGACAUUCAUGCAGCAAUUAUAUUGGUGUAUGAAAUUCUUACAGUGAAUAUUGUGCUGUUAGUGCUGCUUGAAACAUUUCAAUAAAAUAUUGACCAGGA